CUGCCGGUGUACUUUUGCGCCUGCGCGGCCUCUUCUUUCGCUCAGUAGUGGGUGGGAUUAAAGUGGCAAGAUGGCGGCGCCCAGCGGUUUAGGAGAGUAGAGGGAGACGUGAGUGACCGCGAUCUCCCCUCCUCGUGCGCACAGGGCUGCCACCGUAAUAUGCUGCAGAAUGCAGUCAACUUUUCAUACCUUUCUCACUUGUCCCUCAUAUUGGGAAAGACCAUUAAAUGGAGCAUUGAGCCGAAUCAAAUGGCAGAAGAGGCUAGUUCCAAGAGACGUCAGAUCUAUUUACAGUGAAACAGGGAAGUGGGAAAGAAACUAUGGAUUGGAGACUAGGCAGAGAGUUGAAAGCUGGUGGUAUUCAAGAAUAAAAGACCAGUUCAACAAAAUUGCAGACAUAGAUAAAUCAAGACCAAAGUUUUAUGUCCUGUCAAUGUUUCCAUAUCCUUCUGGAAAGCUUCACAUGGGGCAUGUUCGAGUCUACACCAUAAGUGACACGAUAGCACGGUUUCAGAAAAUGAGAGGAAUGCAGGUGAUAAAUCCAAUGGGAUGGGAUGCAUUUGGAUUACCUGCAGAGAAUGCUGCCAUCGAGCAUGAGUUACAUCCAGCAAACUGGACACAGAGUAAUAUUCAACACAUGAAAGAGCAGUUCAGUGCAUUAGGCCUGUCUUUUAGCUGGGAUCGGGAAAUAACCACUUAUUUGCCAGACUACUAUAAGUGGACGCAGUAUCUCUUUAUUAAACUUUAUGAAGCUGGAUUAGCCUAUCAGAAUGAAGCAAUGGUUAAUUGGGAUCCUGUGGACCAGACUGUUCUUGCUAAUGAACAGGUGGAUGAAAAUGGCUGUUCAUGGCGCUCAGGAGCAAAAGUGGAAAAGAAAUACCUCAAACAAUGGUUUAUUAAGACUACUGCCUAUGCAAAGGCCAUGCUUGAUUCAUUGUCAGAUCUCCCCACGUGGUAUGGAAUAAAGGAAAUGCAAGCCAAUUGGCUAGGGGACUGUACUGGGUGCAAUUUUGAGUUCAUGUUAAAGGUUAAUAACAUACCAACAGGAGAGAGAAUCACAGCCUAUGCAUAUACACCUGAAGCCAUCAGUGGUGCUUCCCAUUUAUAUAUUUUACCCAGCCAUAGACUGUUGCAUGGAAAUAGCUGUCUAAAGGAAGUCUUCCAGAAGGAGUUUGUCCCAGGCAAAGACUCUCUUACUUCCGUGACAGCUGUGAACUUGUUCACUAGUCAAGAGAUCCCUGUAGUCAUAUCCGCAAAAUCAGAGUGUGAAGGCUAUCUAGAUGCUAAAAUAGGAAUCCCUUGCACUAGACCAGAUGAUGCCGAAGUUGCCAAGAAUUUGGGUCUAUCUUUUGAAGAAGUCAUUGAAACUCUUCCAGAUGGUUCAGAGAGAUUGAUCAACUCUGGAGAGUUCACAGGUAUGAGUAGACAAAAAGCAUUAAAUGCCAUCACUCAACAAGCCAGAAAUAAAGGAGUAGGAGGACACCUAACGAGCAAUAAAUUAAAAGAUUGGCUGAUAUCACGACAGCGCUAUUGGGGAACACCCAUACCAAUCAUUCACUGCCAGAGCUGUGGUCCUGUCCCUGUGCCUUUUGAGGAUUUGCCUGUGAAGUUGCCCAGCAUUGCAUCCUUUACAGGAAAGGGUGGCUCACCUUUAGCUUCUGCUUCCCACUGGGUAAACUGCUCGUGUCCAAGAUGCAAAGCGCCUGCGAGGAGGGAAACAGACACCAUGGAUACAUUUGUUGAUUCAUCUUGGUAUUAUUUAAGGUACACUGAUCCUCAUAACUCUGAGAGGCCUUUUCGCAAAGACUUGGCAGACUAUUGGAUGCCUGUGGAUCUGUAUAUUGGGGGGAAAGAGCAUGCAGUUAUGCAUUUGUACUAUGCAAGGUUCAUCAGCCAUUUUUGCCACAAUCAAAAGUUGACAAAAUACAAAGAGCCUUUUUAUAAACUCUUAGUUCAGGGUCUUAUCAAGAAUCGGACAUUCAGACUAGAAUCAACAGGCAGAUAUUUGAAGAGGGAAGAAGUUGAUUUUACAGGUCCUGAACCUGUUCACAUAAAAACCAAAGAGAAGCUGCAGGUGAUGUGGGAAAAGAUGAGUAAAUCCAAGCACAAUGGCAUAGAACCUGAGGAAAUGGUCCAAAAGUAUGGAAUCGACACGGUCCGACUCUACAUCCUAUUUGCUGCCCCUCCAGAGCAAGACAUAUUGUGGGAUGCAAAGACUGAUGCGAUUCCCGGGGUGCAAAGAUGGCAAUCUCGCCUCUGGCACUUAGCAACCAAACUUAUUGAAGCUAGGAAUUCUGGAUCUCUGCCCAGUCCUCGUCUAUUGAAUCAAAAAGAGAAAGCUGAAGCCAAACGUAUCUGGGAGCGGAAGAACCUUGCCGUCUCUGAGGUAACAGAAUACUUCCUCAAGGAUUAUUUGUUUCAUACUGCCAUUUCUUAUCUGAUGGGCCUCAGUAACAUGCUAUCACAAGCUUCCCCACGGCUUCUUCUCCACAGCGUAGAAUAUGAAGAUGCUUUGGCAACUCUCUGUAUUAUGCUUGCCCCAGUGGCCCCACACAUAGCUUCAGAGAUCUGGAAAGGCUUGUCUCAUAUUCAGAACAAACUUUGUACUCAUCAUCACUGGGACAUGGACGUGCUGCAACAGCCUUGGCCCACAGUGGAUCCGGAAUACAUUCAGCAGCCCGAUAUAGUGGAAGUGUCAGUUCUGAUCAACAACAAACCCUGUGGUAAAAUUAGUGUACCUCAGCAAGUAGCCCGAGAUGCAGACGUAGUUCGUGAACUGGUUGUUCAAAGUAAGCUGGGAACUGAGCAUCUUCAAGGACGUACCAUUACAAAGUUCUUCUUAUCUCCUCGAACUGCCCUCGUCAAUUUCCUAGUCCAGAAAUAACGGGCAGAGGUAUUUUCAUAGAGAGACUGUCUGGGUGAUUGAUGGAAUUAACUGAAAAAAGACUGGUUGAACAUCCACAAGACAGUUGUUCAAAACUGACUUCAGACUUGGGAAAAGCAAAAUAGUAUUGUGAGGAAAAGAGUGACUAUCAUUGUAUCACUCUCAAAGUGAAAACAUUUGGAGUAUCCUUUCUCAUUAGGAAGGGAAGCUACCUGACCACUCUUCAGCUUGUUAAAGAUGCCACAAAGGACAGAAAGGUGAAAGAAAAGAGUAGAGAGUGAAUCUAAACUCUAUACCAUCAGUGAACCUGAGCAAUUUUAGAAAGGUAUGUUUUUGGAAAUCCAUUGUAAAAUAAAAACUUGAGUUGACCAUUU
Molecule: messenger RNA, 3258 nt
Organism: Hemicordylus capensis (graceful crag lizard)
Lineage: Eukaryota; Metazoa; Chordata; Lepidosauria; Squamata; Cordylidae
Gene: LARS2
Product: leucyl-tRNA synthetase 2, mitochondrial
Exons: 21
Coding region: 170-2884 (904 amino acids)
Biological process (GO): leucyl-tRNA aminoacylation; mitochondrial translation
Cellular component (GO): mitochondrion
Molecular function (GO): ATP binding; aminoacyl-tRNA deacylase activity; leucine-tRNA ligase activity
Source: RefSeq, a predicted model, not a curated record